GGGAGUGCAACUAAGACGAACUGUGGCUUUUAAUGGGCUUGGCCGCAAGGUCUGCAGCACUUACAUUUCUAGGAAAGUGUUCGAAAGAGAUUGGAGCGACAAUGAAAACGACAAAAGGAGCUGCCGUCGACAUUGUAAGAAGCCCUGGAAUAUACUGUAUGUAUUGUCUCGGGAAGAGGGUCACUUUGGAGCUGGCUUUUACGAGUUCACGUAGCCGGGGAUCCGAGUCCGACGAUUUGGAUUUACGAGGACGCUUAGAUUUCGCGGGCGAUGGAGCACAAACCGUUACUGCCGCACGUGUACGUCCGCCGGCAAUUGUGGAAAGCGUUUUUCGAUUGCCAUCCUGCGGAGAUCCAAUGGAUUUUAAAUCUACCCGAAACCGAUCUGCGACCGCCGGAAAACACAUGUUGCACACCGCUGGGCUCGCAAGCCGCACUGAUUUGCAUCCUGGCCCGGUGAAACCGAACCGCACCCACGCAAGACUUUCGACCUUGAGGCCACCACACUGCUCAGUAUCUCACACAAAGGACUCAACUCUUUUCAUAGCCUCCAAAUGGCUUUAGAAAUCGGAUCGUAAUAGCAGUGCAUUUGCUUCAAGGACAACGCCGCACAUCCUUUCAUUACGCAAUGUUACGCUCGAUCGACGAGGCCGCAUUUGGGCCAAGGUCGUCGUUUAAUGUUAAUGGUAAUGCUAGAUCGUAAAGAUUUGCCGAGAUUCGAAUGGAAAUAAAGGGGUGCAGAUGUGCAAGGGUUA
Molecule: messenger RNA, 754 nt
Organism: Drosophila suzukii
Lineage: Eukaryota; Metazoa; Arthropoda; Insecta; Diptera; Drosophilidae
Source: RefSeq, a predicted model, not a curated record